AUGGCGAAGAGGAAGAAGCCGAUUCGUAAGCCUGAUAUUCUUACUGAUGAUCGGCCUGAGUUUGUUCAACAGAAGGUUGGGCUCGGAUUAGAGGGAGGUGAUGUUGCCGAUCUCGAGCAGGGCAAGGAAGUGCCUAGGUCUGGGUUUGUGCAGGAUGGUUCGAUGGAUCGACAGGGUAAGGAAUCCCAACCUUCUGAGGAGGUGGAUGAUGGAUUGGGUGCCGAGAAGGGCAAUGUCACUUGGGCGGAUAGGAGUGAAGAAAAUGACAGGGUCACGGAAGGGGAUUUCCAGUCUGAAUCACAACUUCACUGGCAACAAUUCUGUUCGAACACGCUUUCUUUUUCUGAACCAAAACUAGAAUUCACUGAACCUCUCUAUAGGAAUGGGCAGAAACUGGCUCAAGUGGAUGUUGAAGAGGUGAGGAUUCAGUCCGCGAAUUGGAGCUCUGCUGUGGUUUGUAUGGUUCUUGGAGCAAAUCCUCCAAUGGCAGUGUUUGAAGGCUUCAUCCAGAGGGUUUGGGAUCAUCUAGGGAUAGCCCAAAUCUCUAGGAUGACUUUGGGGCUUACUUUGGUGAAGUUCAAUGAUGAAGCAACAAGAGACCAUGUUCUUGAGAAUGGUGUUCUUCAAUUUGAUAGGAAACCCAUCAUUAUGAGGCCAUGGACAACAGAUCUUAGUGCGAUUCGCAUGAUUCGCUUGGUUCCGCUGUGGAUUCGGCUUCAUGAUCUUGGUUUGCAAUAUUGGGGGAGUAAGUGUAUCAGUGCUUUGGUUAGCACGUUUGGCAAACCUCUUUUAAUAGAUAAAUUUACCAAGGAGCGCUCUCGUGUUCAGUUUGCGAGGGUGUUGGUAGAGAUGGAAAUUACAGAUAAUCCUCCCCGUAGCUUUCAAUUUAUCAAUGAACAUGGUCAGGUGGUUGAACAAGGAAUAGAGUAUGAGUGGUUACCUACAAAGUGUAAGAGCUACUUUGGUUUUGGGCAUACCACGGCAGAGUGUCGAAAUGACCAAAAGGCAGUUUGGGUGGAGAAAAAAGAUCAUUCUAAUGUUGAGAAACCUUUGGUUAAUCAAGAUUGUUCAGAGGGAGCUAAGGAAGGGAUUACUGGUGAGACAGAGGAGGGGUCUAAACAUACUGAAGAUCUAGAGACAGGCGAGGGUGAUAUGACUCUAUCAGUAAAGACUAAUUCUGGGCUGGUUAUGGAGAGGAACAAGGAAGUGAAUUGGCAAACUCCUAGGCGUGUUAUCUCUCAGAGACAGGGUCACGUUGCUGGUAGUACCUCAAUGUGGCUACUGCGGUUCAAAAACAGAAAAACCAAUUUGGUGUUCUGCAGGAGCAGGAACGGGGUAGUAAGGUUGGGCAUCUUGAUGACAAUUCCUCUAAUGGAUAAGUGCUCUAUUUUGAGUUGGAAUGUUAGGGGACUGAAUAGGGUGAAUAAACAGUGUUCAGUCCAAGAAGUUUUUAGGAAGAAUAAGAUUGGUGUUAGUGGUUUAAUGGAAACUAAAUUACGUGGGAAUAAACUUGAUGAAUUCAUGGAACAUAAAUUCCCUAACUGGGAUUUUUACUCUAGUCCAUUAACUGAGGGUAGACUGUUAAUUCUCUGGCGGAAAGGGAUAGCUAAUUUGAGCAUUUUGGAAGACUCUCCUCAGCUGGUUCAUUGCCAGAUUAAUUGGGUUGGUGACCAAGAUAUUUUCUUUGUCACUUUUGUGUAUGGGUUCAAUUCAGUGGAAAAUAGAAGGAGCCUUUGGCGAGACUUAACUCGCAUUUUGCUUUCAGUCAAAGCUUGGAUGGUUCUAGGGGAUUUUAAUGCUCCUUUUUCAGGAGGAGAUAGGUCUGGAGGAAGUCCUAUAACUAGUUCUGAAUUGGCUGAUCCUAUUGAAUGGAAGAUUAAUGCUAAAACUGAAGCUAUUAAGAGCAUGGGAUCUUUUUUCACUUGGGCAAAUAACCAAGUAGGCUUAGCAAGGAUCUAUUCUAAAAUUUAUCAUGCUUUUAUUAAUGAGGAGUGGCUGGACAUGUUCCCUCAGUGUUUGGCUGUGUUUCAAUGGGAGGUGGUGUCAGAUCAUUGCUCUUGCUUAGUUUCUAACUUCCCUUUGAAGUUUAUGGGGACUAAGUUGUUCAGAUUUUUUAAUUUCUGGACUAAUCACCCUGAUUUCAACCAAUUGGUUUUGAAGAGCUGGAGAGCCCCUGUUAAUGCUGCUGGUUUAAGGGCAAUUUUUACCAGGUUAAUUCGGCUGAAGCACCAGCUUAAGAAGCUUAAUAGGGACUGUUGUGGAGAUGUUGGUUCUGGUUACCAGUUGGCUCUGGAAGCUUUUCAAACAGCCCAGUUAAAAUCUCAAGAGAAUCCUCAAGACUUUCAGUUGCAAGAGGUGGUCAAGGAUAGGGCUUCCAAGUUUCACUAUCAAGAACAUAUUUAUCAUAGCUUCCUUGUCCAGCGAAGUAAAAUCAACUGGAUUAGGAAAGGAGAUGUGAAUUCAUCUUUCUUUCAUGCCUUUUUGGAGAAGAGGAAAGCUGACAAUUCCAUAGUAUCUUAUAUAAAUGAGCAUGGCAUGCUGAUAGAUGAUAUUAAGGAGGUGGUGGACCAUUUUGUUGAACAUUUCAAGAACCAUCUUGGCAGUUUAAGCACGGCUACAGGGACAGUGAAUCUGAACUGUAUAGCUUCAGGCACUAAGCUUUCAGUGGAGCAACAACUCUAUCUCCUUAAACCUUUCUCUGUUAAGGAAAUAAUAGCUGCUAUGUUUAGUAUCCCAAGUAUUAAAUCUCCUGGUCCUGAUGGUUAUGGUUCCGGCUUCUUUAAGUCUAUGUGGAAGGAUAUUGGUCAGGAUAUUUGCUCAGCAAUUAUUCAUGUUUUUUCUACUGGUCAGUUUUCUAAGGAGCGUCAUGAAACAACUUUAUCCCUGAUUCCUAAAGUCUCUAAUCCAGCUAGGGCUUCCGAUUUCAGACCUAUUGCGUGUUGCUCGACCUUGUAUAAGGUCAUGGCUAAGCUGUUAUUUUCUCGGUUGGCAGUGGUGCUUCCCUAUCUCAUUCAAUCUAACCAAGGUGCGUUUGUUCGAGGUAGAUCUAUUGCUCACAAUAUCAUGAUUCUUCAGGAUUUAAUUAAGAAUUAUGGUAGAGCUCUUACUUCUCUUCACUGUGCGAUCAAAAUUGAUCUUAGCAAGGCAUAUGAUACGGUAGAUUGGUAUUUUUUGGAAAAUCUCUUGAAGGCCUACUGUUUUCCAAUGAAGUUUAUUGGCUGGGUAAUGAGUUGCAUCAGGAGUACUUCUUAUUCUUUAUUGAUUAAUGGUCGGGUUCAAAGUAGUUUCAAGGGGGAAAAAGGUCUGCGUCAAGGGGAUCCGAUGUCCCCUAUUCUCUUUGUUCUUAUUAUGGAAUACAUGACCAGAUGUUUGCAACUGGAUGCCAGAUCUCCAUCAUUUCGGUUUCAUCCUAUGUGUAAGAGCCUGAAACUCAUAAACUUGUGUUUUGCAGAUGAUGUAAUUCUGUUUUGCAAAGGCUCAAGUGCGGUUGUUAAUAUUCUUAAGGACUCUCUUAGGAAAUUUAGUGAAGCAUCUGGGUUGUCUAUUAAUACCAAGAAGUCUCAGAUCUAUUUUGGAGGGGUUUCUGCAGAUGUUAAGACUGAGAUAUUACAGGUGCUUCAACUUCCAGCAGGGUCAUUUCCUCUUCAUUAUCUUGGGGUGCCUUUGAGGCCUACCAAAUGGAAGCAUGUGGACUGUGAAAUUAUAAUCCAAAAGAUGAGAACUAAGCUUUUUUCCUGGUCUAGUAAACACCUAUCUUAUGCUGGCCGCUUACUGCUCAUACAAUCUGUUCUAUUUGGUUUGAGAAACUACUGGAUGUCAGUGUUCAUUUUACCUCAAAGCAUAAUAAAGGAGGUUGAGAAGCUAUGUAGACAGUUCCUGUGGGGGGCCUCUGGAACUCCUAGUAAGCUACAUUUAGCUUCUUGGCAUCAAGUUUGCAUGCCUAAGGCUUAUGGAGGGCUUGGGCUAAGGGAUGGAGCUAGCUGGAAUAGAGCACUUCUCGCAAAGAAGAGAUUCAAUGAAGGUGAAGUCUUGGCUGUUGGUAGUUCUGGGAUUUUCAGGCCAUCUAAGCUGUAUAACAGCUCCCUAAACCAGCAUCUUGUAGCCUAUAAAAAUGCAGUCUGGUGUCGUACUACUCUCCCUAAAAACAGAUGCCUCUUCUUCAAUCUUGAAUCUCGACUGCCGCCGUCCAUGUUCGAAGCCACCGUGUCUGUGAGUAAGCCACCACCAUAUGCCUUCUUCAUUAAGUUUGUCAUAUUUGUGUUUGGAUUGCUUGCUUUAGAGGGUUAUAGGUUUUCAGAUUGUUUGGAGGCUUUGGAUAUUUCGGAAUGCCUGGUGGAAUUGAGGUUUCCAAAUUGA
Molecule: messenger RNA, 4356 nt
Organism: Humulus lupulus (European hop)
Lineage: Eukaryota; Viridiplantae; Streptophyta; Magnoliopsida; Rosales; Cannabaceae
Exons: 4
Coding region: 1-4356 (1451 amino acids)
Source: RefSeq, a predicted model, not a curated record